AUGACUGGUCAUGUGAUCGGUCUCAACCUUCAUUUUGGUGGGCUUCAAGGCAAUAUCCUUUCCAAUAGCAGCUUAUUCUCUCUUGGCCAUCUCAAGAGGCUAAACCUCUCUGAAAAUGAUUUCAGAGGUUCCCCAAUUUCGUCCAAAUUUGGUGGGUUUGUAAGUAUGACUCACCUUGACCUCUCUUACUCCAAUUUCAAUGGCCCAAUCCCUUCCGAAAUUUCCCACCUUUCCAACUUGGUUUCACUCAAUCUCGCACAACCUGCUGUGACCCUAGAUUCUCUUAGCUUGAACAGAAUUGUUGAAAACCUAACCAAUCUUAGGGAGCUUUAUCUGACCAAAGUUGAUAUGUCAUCAGUUGUACCUGAUUCCUUCAAGAAUUUAUCUUCUUCUUUGGCAACUCUUGAACUUUCCUUGUGCAACUUGCAAGGAAAAUUCCCAGAAAGCAUUUUCCAUCGAACAAAUCUUCAACUAGUAGAUUUAAGCAAUAACUAUAACCUCACAGGUUAUUUCCCCAAGUCUAACUGGAGCAGUCCCCUCGAGGUGCUGGAUCUCUCUCUUACUAGAAUUUUAGUAGAUUGGCGUCAUCUGACAAGAAAUUUCAAGUCUUUGAGAGAUUUGUCGCUCAGGAACUGCAGUUUUGUAGGAUCAUAUCUUGCAUUUCUUGGUAACCUCACACAAAUCAUGAGGUUGGACCUCUCGUAUAACAGUUUUGGUGGCCAAAUCCCAUGGUCGUUUUUUUUAAACCUUGAGAGCCUCUUUGAGUUGGAUCUUAAGGACAACAAUUAUGUCGGUCAGUUUCCAGAAGUUGAUAGCAACUCGACAUCGAUCACUUCGUUAUAUGAUUUUUCAAAACAACAACUGGUGGGUCCUAUUCCUCAACACUUAACCAAUCUCAAUUUAGAUGGGAAUCAACUCAACGGAACAAUACCAUCUUGGUUAUGUAGUUUGCCAUCAUUGGAGGAGUUGGACCUCACAAGUAAUCAACUCAGCGGUAAUAUCAUUGAGUUCCAAUCUCGUUCUUUGGAAGGCCUUCAUUUAAGUUAUAACAAGCUGCAUGGCCUGAUUCCGAGAUCAAUCUUUGAACUUGAGAACCUUAGGGCCCUUGAUUUAUCAUCCAAUAACUUGAGUGGCACUGUGGAGUUUGAAAAGUUUUCCAAACUCCGAAGUCUCAAUCAUCUUAAUCUUUCCUUUAAUCAUCUAUCCUUGAGCUUCAACCAUUUGACUAACAACACCUGGCCUCAACUUUCGAUUCUAGAUUUGUCGUCUUGUAACAUAAGUGAGUUCCCAUACUUUCUCAGAGCCUCACAAAAUUUGGACAUGUUAUACCUUUCCCACAACCGAAUCCAAGCCGACAUUCCCAAAUGGUUGUUGGAUUUGGGGAAAGAUUCAUUGAGUUAUUUGGAUCUUUCUCACAACUCUUUGACUGGCACUGUAGGACAGCUUCGGUGGAAAGAACUCCAGUAUCUUGACCUUCGCAACAAUUCGCUCCAAGGUGAGCUUCCAAUUCCAUCACUUUCCACAUCUAACUUUUUCAUAUCAAAUAAUCAAUUCACUGGAGAGAUGCCUCCAACGAUCUGCAGCCUGAGUAGCCUUCAAAUCCUUGAUUUGUCUAAUAAUAAAUUGAGUGGCAAAAUUCAUCAAUGCAUAGGGAAUUUCAGUCAGAGCCUCUUUGUUUUGAAUCUACGGAAUAAUAAAUUUCAUGGCGUGAUUCCUGGGACAUUUUAUGAGGGAAACGUUUUGAGAAAUCUUGAUCUUAAUGGAAAUCAGUUGGAAGGGUCGUUGCCGCCAUCUUUGCUCACAUGUAGAGAGUUGGAAGUUCUAGACCUUGGAAACAACAAAAUUCAAGACACAUUCCCAAAUUGGUUGGAAUCUCUUCCGAAGUUGCAGGUUCUUAUCUUGAGGUCUAACAAGUUUUAUGGUGAAAUAGGCAUUCCGGAAACUAAGUUUCCAUUCCAAAAAUUGCGUAUCAUGGACCUCUCCUACAAUCAGUUUAGCGGUCUAUUGCCAACAAAAUAUUUUGAACAUUUGACGGCCAUGAUAAACUCGCAAGAACAUGAACUGAAAUAUAUGGGAGAGGGCUACUAUCAGGAUACUGUGGUAGUGACAAUUAAAGGCUUCGAAAUUGAAAUGGUGAAGAUUCAAACUUUCUUCACAACUAUUGAUUUCUCAAACAACACUUUUAGAGGAGAGAUUUCAAACGUAAUCGGUAAGCUUAAAUCAUUGAAAGGGCUUAACUUUUCUCAUAAUGAGCUUACAGGUACAAUUCCACCAUCAUUUGGCGAUAUGUGCAAUCUUGAAUGGUUAGAUCUGUCCUCAAACAGACUUGUUGGUCAUAUUCCUGAGCAAUUGGUAAAUUUGACAUCACUUGAAAAGUUCAACGUUUCAGAAAAUCGACUUGUGGGGCCCAUACCUCAUGGCAAGCAAUUUGAUACAUUUGAAAAUGAUUCAUAUAGUGGAAAUGUAGGAUUGUGUGGAAUUCCACUAGCAAAAACAUGUGGUCCACAUCAAUCACCGCCACCAUCAUUCCAACAAGAUGGUGAUUUGGAGCACAAGAAUGGAUUUGAUUGGAAGGUAGUGUUGGGGUAUGCAUCUGGGGUGGUAAUUGGAAUAUCUAUGGGAUAUCUUGUACUCUCUAACAGAACAACCGAUUUGCUUGUGAAAGUGGUCGGCAUAAAGUGA
Messenger RNA from Prunus avium (sweet cherry), 2682 nucleotides. RefSeq names its product receptor-like protein 6. Gene Ontology annotation, molecular function: protein binding. The record is from RefSeq and is a predicted model, not a curated record. Lineage: Eukaryota; Viridiplantae; Streptophyta; Magnoliopsida; Rosales; Rosaceae.